CAUCUUUCCUCCUGGUCUGCCGGCUUGUUGUUUAGCGGGCGCGGACCGGAAGCACGGAGAUGUGGAUGGGAUACAGAACUUGAGAGUCCGGAGAAGAGUUAAUGAUAAUAAUCGGAGGGAACGGUGAUUCGAGUCGUCGGAGGCGCAGGGAUGGAACCGGCUACUGCUGUCAUCGAAGACAUGGAGAAAUUGAGUUCGAUUGGAGAUGUGAAUGACUCCAACAAUGAGGUCUACACCCGCUUUAUGAAGUCACACAGAUGCUAUGAUCUUGUCCCCACCAGCUCCAAACUUGUGGUAUUUGACACUUCUCUGCAGGUUAAGAAGGCUUUCUUUGCCCUGGUGUCAAAUGGAGUCCGUGCUGCUCCCCUCUGGGAUAGCAAAACGCAGAGCUUUGUGGGCAUGCUCACAAUCACAGACUUCAUUAAUAUUUUACACAGAUACUACAAGUCACCACUGGUUCAGAUCUAUGAACUGGAGGAACACAAAAUCGAAACAUGGAGAGAGGUUUACCUACAAGACUCUUUUAAACCAUUGGUGAGCAUCUCUCCAAAUGCCAGCUUGUAUGAUGCAGUUUCAUCGCUGAUCAAGAACAAAAUUCAUCGUCUUCCGGUCGUUGAUCCAUUAACGGGGAAUACGCUCUACAUCCUUACACACAAGCGCAUUCUGAAGUUUCUCAAACUCUUUAUUUCAGAGAUGCCCAAACCAGAUUUUAUGUCCAAAACAUUGGGAGAGUUGAACAUUGGAACAUACAAUAACAUUGCAGUGGUGAACAAAAAUACUCCUAUUUAUGUGGCCUUGGGGAUCUUUGUGGAAAAAAGAGUAUCUGCAUUGCCUGUUGUGGAUGAAUCUGGACGAGUGGGGGAUAUCUAUUCUAAGUUUGAUGUCAUUAACCUGGCUGCAGAGAAGACCUAUAACAACCUGGACAUUACUGUGACCAAAGCAUUGCUGCAUCGCUCACAGUACUUUGAGGGUGUGCUGAAGUGUUACAAACAUGAAACUCUUGAGACAAUUAUCAACCGACUUGUGGAAGCAGAGGUUCACCGGUUAGUUGUGGUAGACGACAAUGAUGUAGUGAAGGGGAUUGUCUCGCUCUCUGAUAUUCUGCAGGCACUGGUGCUGACUGGAGGAGGUGAUGUAUCAUCAGACCUUGAACAUUAGGAGAUGUCUGGACAAAGUAUACCAGUGACAUUUUCCCCAUGUAGAGACCUCACCAGCCUGGAAAUCUUGUAUCCACGGACAUGCACCCACGAUGGCACAAAGUCUUUCACCAGCAGUGUGCUGACCCAUUAUGUAGAGAAGGAUGCUUGCUACUGCUCACAAUUCCCAUUUUUGAUUUCACUUUGAAAUGUUUCUACACCUCCCUGCAUUAAGCCAUUGAUUUUCUUUGUCCACUGAAAUGAUACUGCAGGUCAGGUCAAAGGAACUGAGUCUUUUGUUAUUUUAAUAAUCCCAUCCUACAAAGGUAGGGAGCUUUCAGGAGUGCUUUUGCUGACUGAUUAUUUCGUUAUCUGAAGGUUACUUUGUUUUAUACUUGGUUUUAUGCUUUAUCUGUGCUGUACAGAAUAUGAUAAUACAAUUUCUGUAACCUCGUUUGAUACAGUGACAUCACUCCUUUGCUCUUCUUGACUAAUGGGCAUGCUAGAGUCUGACCAAUGCAAACAGUUUAUUAAUGACUGAACAUAUGAAUACUAUUUAAUAAAAUUUGUCCUUUUUGAUUAAAUAUUGAGCAGGUCCACUCCAUUUUCCAAAAGAAUAUAUUUUUUGACGUAUCAUUUCCCACAUAACUAUAUGUGGUGUUACGAGUACCAAAAAAUUGCAAGUAAGCUUGCAUUAUUUUUGCGCUCUUGGCUGGAACAUGGUACAAAUGACGUGACUGUAUCUGCCUGUUUCUGUAACCUCCAACUCCAGUCAAAAAAAUUGCAUUUUAACAUGAAGCAGUCCUUCCCUUUGUUUGAAUGUUAUUAAAUAACAUGGAGCUCCUGAAUUUGUGUAAGCAUUUCACUUGUUAAACUCACUUUGUAUUUGGUAUGGUCAUCUAGUUUUGGAUGGUCAUGUCCCUAAAUAUUCCUAAUUGGAAAGUUGACUGAGGUUGAUUUUAACUUGAGAAAAGCUGCAAACAACAAUGAAAUAUAUUCAAUCCAGCAACAUAAAGAAGUCUGAAGGAAAAAGAUAUCUAAUUGAUUCUCACGUAUUUAAACACCAAAUUGUAUUUUUUAUUCAAUGAAAGGGUGAUUACAGGCAAUUGAAUUCUGUGCUUGACUUGUUAUUUUUGUUGUAAAUAAUUUUUACAAUAUCAUUUUGUAGUUCAUGAAUUUGAGUGUCAGAAAUGUUUUUAAUUUCUACCAACAAGACCAAGUCUGAAGGGAGAUUGUGUUAAUGACUUAACUCCUGGAACGGUAAAGUCCAAGUUGGAAGUGUUGCUUGUCAAUAGAUAUGCAAUUGGGCAAAGUUUUGACUUUGAAUUUUGCAUUGACAAAAGUUCAAAUCCAGAGUGCAACAUGUAGGGACCUUACACUACACCAUUUUAGAUUCAGUUGUGUGCAAUGUGCAUGGUAGUGUUCUAUGCUGAUUUAUCUUUCUUCUAAUUAACUGGUUGUUUGCAAACUGGUGGUUAAUAGCUGGGACGUGAAUGUUCUGGCAUGGUAAUUCCAGUGUUUCAGCACAGUUGGAUAGGAUAUAACAUUCUAGUGAUAUAAUUUGGCAGGUUCCUGAUGUCGAAGCAGAUCGGUGAGAGUACAGCUGCUGUUAUGGAAAUGAAACAGUAAAAGAUGUGCCCAAGAUUUAACACUUGCAGAGAAAAUGAGCUGUGUUGUGUCUUGAGCCCCAGUUCCUAGCAACUGGUUUAGUUUCUGCUGCACAGUGUGGUUGUCAGGCAAAGAGUUUGGAAGUGGAGUCGGAUGAAGGUAACUUCAGGGCUCCAAGCUGAUUGUAAGCUAAAAGUGGUUAUGUGGUGAAUUACUGUAAACUUUGGAUCAAACUUUUAGUUGAGAUUAUUGGCUAAACAAAAAGUUAAAAGUGAAGUAGAAUGAAAAUCAAAAGAAUGCAGAUGCUGGAAAUCUGAAAUAAAAACAGAAAAUGCUGAAAACACUCAGCAGGUCAGGCAGCAUCUGUGGAAGGAGAAUCGGGUUUAAUGUUUUACAUCCAUGGCCAUUCGCCAGAACCGGAAAAGAGCAAAGAACAGUAGAACAAACUCGAUCUUUGAGGGCUUCAGCCUUUUUUUAAAAAAAAACCCACUCAGUUCCUUAGAGGAGUUGUCUUCCCAACUUUCCUGUUCUCCUGCCCCCUCUCUGUGCUGGUGCACACUGCUCGAAGUCCUUCAGAACUUCACCCAGGUGGCCUUCUCUCUGCCUAAGAUGUCAAGUUGAGGCUGAUUCUGUACCUGAUUAACAUUCACAUAUGAACACUCCCAUCAGUGGGCCCUGGAUAGUGAUCGGCAUUGAAAGCCUUGGGCUUUUGCCACAUUCCCCAACCCAAUGAUAGGUUUAACUAAGUGGGAGAGGUCUUGAUUAAUGAGGUUUUAAAAAUUAAUCAUGCCACAUUUGUAAAGUUGCCAUUGAAAAGUUUUUGAGAAAGAUUCCGUUCCCUUGCUUGUAAACCCCAUGCAGAUGGUGUAUAAUCCACACCACUAUUGUGACUGUUUGGGUGCACGUGACAAGGUUUCUUCCUGCUGAAACCACACUGGGCAUUCACCAGCAGCGUUUCUCUGGACACUGCUGUGAUAAUGUUUGUAUUUUCAGUUGUUCAGUUGAAGAAUGAAAUAUUGUGCAAAUCUUGGUGCAAAACUGAAAAGAAUUUUUUAAAAAAGGGUGGUAAUAGUCAGCUAGUCAGGCAGCAUCUGUGGAGAGAGGAAAUACAGGGUCAUUGUUUUGGGUUGAUGACCUUUUAUGAAGAGCUUUCAGUGUCUUAUUGGUGACAUUUAAGAUUACAUUUCACCUAGAGAUCUCUGUGGCACAUGACCAAAUCAUUGUGUUGAUUUGUUGCUGGGCAUUUUAUUCCUUGAAAAUUGAAGGAUUGAAGUUUUUCCAGAACAUUGGCAAGAGAUUGCAGUUCAGAAGUGAAGAGGAAAAUGACUGGAGGGGGGUAAUCAGUAAUUCCAGACUGAGAGAGUUUCUGUGCACUUCAUAAAUCCGUGUUCCCUCAUUCACUUCCAUCUAGUGUUUGGGUCUCUACAGCAACUGCCUCAGAGAAAGUUGUUUUGGCCUACAAGUGGGAUGAGAUUGAUGCACUUAGUCGAGUGGAGUAGGGACAGGUGGGGGAGAGGGUGUUGGGUGAUGGAUCAAUGACAGCUGAAUUGUGAGUGAAUGUCUUGACAGCCUCAAGCAUUCAAGGGCAACGUUGGGCACUGAAAUGUGACUCCAAAGUUUGGAGAAAAAGAAAAUGUAAUACUUUGUCUUUGCCCCUGGAAUAAAAUCUCUUUUCAUAAACAUAAGAAUCAACCUCCCCGUAUCCUUGUGAAAGGCAAAAAACUGCAGGUGCCGAAAAUGCUGUAAAUACUUCGCAGGCCAGGCAGCAUCCAUAGAGAAACACUUCAGGUUGAUGACUGUUCAUCAUGAAACAUUAACUAUUUAUUUUUCCAUAGAUGCUGCCUGCCUUGCUGAGUGUUCCCGGCAUUUUCUGUUUGUAAUUCUGCCUCUGUUCUUGUAGAAUUGUCAUGAACCACCUUGCCAACCAUGUGCCGUUUAUGCAUUACGUGGUAGACUGUCUGAUUUUCUGUUUUUCUUUUUAAAAAAAAAAUUUGUUUUGCUGAAUGGUUUUAUAUGAAGUUGAAUGUGUUUUGCUCAUUAAUGUAAUACUGAGUUUUGUUUUGGUUUUAAAAUUACAGUAAAAUCAAUGUGAACUUAAAGUGCAGUGGUUAUUUCCUCACAGAAUCAAAAUCAUAUUUAUUCCAUUUGUAGUCCAAACCUUUCUCCAGUAGAAGUGUUUAUACUCCUUUUGGUGUUUGUGUGAAGAUUUGAAAUCUCAUUUGAAAGAGGUAUUAAUUGUAAUAUCUUCAAAACCAUAAAUAAAAUCCUUUGA
Molecule: messenger RNA, 5016 nt
Organism: Pristis pectinata (smalltooth sawfish)
Lineage: Eukaryota; Metazoa; Chordata; Chondrichthyes; Rhinopristiformes; Pristidae
Product: 5'-AMP-activated protein kinase subunit gamma-1-like
Exons: 13
Coding region: 151-1158 (335 amino acids)
Source: RefSeq, a predicted model, not a curated record